This is a messenger RNA of Drosophila ananassae, 1256 nucleotides long. RefSeq names its product corticotropin-releasing factor-binding protein. Gene Ontology annotation, molecular function: corticotropin-releasing hormone binding. NCBI's taxonomy places the organism in Eukaryota, Metazoa, Arthropoda, Insecta, Diptera, Drosophilidae. The transcript has 5 exons. The annotation marks the transcript as partial. The record is from RefSeq and is a predicted model, not a curated record. Gene Ontology annotation, biological process: negative regulation of corticotropin-releasing hormone receptor activity; negative regulation of corticotropin secretion; hormone-mediated signaling pathway.
AUACCAUUAAAACUCCCCUUCGAAACUUCAUCCCCUCUUCCAGAUUGUAUGCACGUGGCCUCCGAGGCAGGUGACUAUAUUUUCAAGAAGCUCCAUCCCAUGAACUCAGCCCUCAACCGGGAGGCAGCCCUGCUCGAAUUGGAGGCAGCAGCUGUAGUUGCCGGAGCGGGAGCCGGAGCCGGAAUGGCAGUUCCUGGAAUCCCAGAACCUGGGGCAUCUGCUCCGGGAGACCAAUCCGAAGUCUGUGGGCUGUAUGUAAUUGGGGAGCCAGACACUAUUGUGGAGAUUACAAUGAAACACUAUGAUGCCAACUGCGAGACUGGAGCCCUAAUGGCGUUUGUGGAUGGGUGGGAGCUGAAUGGCGAGUACUUCCCGGGCAUUAAAGAUCAUCACCGACCACUGGAGGAGCGUGUUUACGAGUUUUGCAAUAAUUACAGACAAUGGCCUCGCAUUAGCAACAAAAAGUUCUUCCGCGCAAGUCAGAAUGCCGCCUUGUUGCAGUAUAGAAUUCCUGUUCGUGGAUCCUUUGUGGCCAAUGUACGAUUCCACAAAAUAACACAACCCUGUAAUGUUUUGGUCCAGGACACCGCUGCUGUUUACAAGAUGACUAACUUUGGUCAGGCCCGGAACUGCACCAUUUCCGCACUUUUCCCCGCUGUUGUCUCCCUGGCCAACUUGCGCAUUGGUGGAAAGAGUGUAAGGGCCCAGCAGAAAGUCAACUACGAUUGCCAAAUGCCUAGUGACCGUCUGGAGAUUGGAGGAUCCGCUGGACUGGACUCGAUUGCCAUGGAGAUGGCCAGUUCCGUUUGUGGAGCUUCCAGUGAGCCGGGACCCGAGCAGGCUAUCUUCUGCGGGGUCAGCACUGUUCGGCUGGUGUCCUCCGGUCGUUUCCAAAACCAGGCAGCCCUUGUCCUACGAAAGGCCGAGGACCAGGACCUGGACAUAGCCACGCUCAUCUGCGCGCUCUAAGCGGCCAGUGGUAAACAGCUAUGCUAAUCCAAAUCCAAGUGUGUAUAUGUUUGUAAAAAAAAAAAGAAGAAAACAGGAAACCAGUACAGCGGCCAGGAGAGAAAAUCGCCCGGACUCCACAGUAGUGCUUAAACUUAACUCUUAACUUAAUCCAACCAAUUCUCAAAGUAUUCUCUACCAAAGAGGCAUCUUAAGUAAUUUAUAUAUAUAUAUGUACCAAUAUAUAUAUAUCUGUAUAUGUAUAUCGAACAUUCUGAGUGUUGACUACAAAGAAUCGUGUGUGUUUA